CAGACGAUUUUGGAUAAUGUUGAAACGUGCGUUCUAAUUUAGCUUGAAGGAGAUCAUUAAUCAAGUUUCACAUGUUCUCAAGGCAUGCAUAUAAAAGUUAAUUCACUGCUGCCCGGGAGUUGCAGUGGACUGCUGUGACAACUACUUUAGUUUGCAACAAAAUACAGUAGAUAGCCUUCAGUCUAAUGUUGUGGUUUGGCUAUAACCAACCAGUCCCCGGCUGUGCGUUUAGAGUAGAGCACGGCAUUUACAGAACAUUUAUGUCGAAUAACAACCAUAAAAGCAUUUGGAAUCCCCACGGUUCUGAGCAAACAUAGGAAAAACGGAUGAAAAUAGUCUAAACUGUCGUAUGUUCAGGUCGAAACGUUCAGGUCUAGUUCGGCGAAUCUGGAGAAGCCGCUUGAUCCCAGAUACGGACGGGGGAGAUGGAAGUGCCAGAAGCAGCGAGGGUGGUCCGGAUGAUUGGUAUGACGGAAACCCCGAAAAAAUUCCCAAAACGGAAUACUUACCGGAGACUGGAGUGGAAAACGUUGCGGAAUCGUGCAACAGGAGUUUAGCGGAAAGUGGGGGACCGUUGAACAUUUUGGGACACGAUGGCGGCUGCAUGUGUGACCUGCAACAGCAUGAUACCCCUUGUCCUGCGCAGGGAGGCGAGGAUCGAACGGUAAUGUGUUGUUUCUUUAAAGACCUCCCAAAAGCAGCGGAGCCAGCUUGGGACACAGACGGAAUCUCUUGUCCGUCGGCGCGGAAUAUCCGCAACCAAAAGGAUAUUCACAGCACUGGUGGAAAAGACCUGAGAUGUGUCUCGUUCGUAGAGCACGAACUCAAAAGGUGUACCUAUGCGUUUCUGAAAAAAAUGAAAGAAAAACCGCUGGAGAUGUUACUGGAGGCCGUGGAGUCAAAAGGCGUUAUGCAAAGCGAUUGUAUUAUAGUAUCUCAAACAGAACUGCGAAUCGGCAGUCAGAUGGCCUCUCCUCAGUACCUGCUUUGUAAACUGUACCGCUGGACAGAUCUGGAGUUGACAUCACAGCUUAAGCCGUUAUGCCACUGCCAGAGUUUUUGGGCACUGGAUAGUCCAGCAGUAUGCUGCAACCCUUACCACUACAGUCGACUCUGUGGACCAGAUUCCCCACCCCCUCCCUACUCAAGACACUCUCUCACAGUAGGACACAAGCCACUGGAUCGGUCAAAUCCCAUGUUGCCUCUGACUGAAAAUGAGGGCACACAUUCCCCCUGUGUCACAUCAGGGGACUUCUCUGAUGCCAGUCUGUCCCUCGUCUCGGUGACGCAGCGCCCCUGGUGUAGCGUUGCAUACUGGGAGCACAGAACUCGCGUAGGCCGCCUCUACCCUGUGUAUGAGCCCUUCACCAGCAUAUUCUUUGAUCUACCUCAGGGCUCAGGCUUUUGCCUGGGCCAGCUACCCCUGGAGGCCUGCGGGAGCUCUGUCCAACGCACGCGAGCCAAGAUUGGCCAUGGUAUUCUUCUCAGCAAGGAGCCGGAUGGAGUUUGGGCCUAUAACCGCAGCCAGCACCCUAUCUUUGUGAACUCUCCCACCCUGGAUUCUCCCCACUGUAGGAGUCUAACUGUGCUGAAAGUCCUGCCCGGAUACUCCUUAAAGGUGUUUGACUUUGAGAAGUCUUGUCAUGUACAGCGGGGUGUGGAUUUUGUCUAUGUGGAUGGACCGUAUGAUCCAAACAGUGUGCGAAUCAGCUUUGCCAAGGGCUGGGGCCCCUGCUACUCCAGACAGUUUAUCACAUCGUGUCCCUGCUGGCUGGAGAUUCUGCUCAACAAGCACAGAUAG
Chanos chanos (milkfish) is the source of this 1801-nucleotide messenger RNA. RefSeq names its product SMAD family member 6a (gene smad6a). The coding region runs from base 350 to 1801 and encodes 483 amino acids. The record is from RefSeq and is a predicted model, not a curated record. Gene Ontology annotation, molecular function: I-SMAD binding; transcription regulator inhibitor activity. NCBI's taxonomy places the organism in Eukaryota, Metazoa, Chordata, Actinopteri, Gonorynchiformes, Chanidae. The transcript has 4 exons. Gene Ontology annotation, biological process: regulation of transcription by RNA polymerase II; anatomical structure morphogenesis; SMAD protein signal transduction. Gene Ontology annotation, cellular component: heteromeric SMAD protein complex.